Molecule: messenger RNA, 210 nt
Organism: Prunus armeniaca (apricot)
Lineage: Eukaryota; Viridiplantae; Streptophyta; Magnoliopsida; Rosales; Rosaceae
Source: the annotation of a GenBank genome assembly
AUGGUUUCCCUUAGGAAGUUGACGAGUGCCAGGGUCCCCUUUGAGGGACUACGAGCGUGUUCUACAUCUCGUGGGAUGGUUUCCCUUAGGAAGUUGACGAGUGCCAGGGUCCCCCUUGAGGGACUACGGGCGUGUUCUACACAUCCCGUAGUAUGCUUUGGUCGUCGCCUUGUGUCUCCCGAAGGAUGCUACUUAUGUGCAACUGCAUGA